This is a messenger RNA of Cokeromyces recurvatus, 621 nucleotides long. RefSeq lists its product as uncharacterized. The coding region runs from base 39 to 398 and encodes 119 amino acids. The transcript is spliced from 5 exons. Gene Ontology annotation, biological process: mRNA splicing, via spliceosome. The record is from RefSeq and is a predicted model, not a curated record. NCBI's taxonomy places the organism in Eukaryota, Fungi, Mucoromycota, Mucoromycetes, Mucorales, Mucoraceae. Gene Ontology annotation, cellular component: U2 snRNP; catalytic step 2 spliceosome; precatalytic spliceosome. Gene Ontology annotation, molecular function: RNA binding.
UUAUAAUUUAAUCUUUUCAAUUAUUUACAUUACUUGACAUGAGUUCAACUGUAGGCCGUAAUAGUAUUCGUUUACCACCAGAAGUAAAUAGAGUCUUAUUUGUCAGAAAUUUACCGUUUAAAAUUACAGCAGAAGAAAUGUAUGAAGUAUUUGGUAAAUAUGGCCCCAUUAGACAAAUUAGAGUUGGCAAUGCACCCGAUACUCGUGGCACAGCAUUUGUUGUAUAUGAAGACAUUUUUGAUGCUAAGAAUGCUUGUGAACAUUUGCAAGGCUUUAACAUUCUUGGUCGUUAUUUGAUUGUGCUUUAUUAUCAACAAAAUAAGAUUACUAAAAAGAUGAAUUUACAAAAGAAGGAAGAAGAAAUCAGAGAAAUGAAAGCUCGAUAUGGUGUUGAUUAAGAAGUCUUGCUUUAUAGUUAUAAUAUACAUAUAUAUAUAUAUACAAUUUACAUUUAUAUAUCAAUCGCAUAAUCAACACGUUGAACUAUGAAUUAUUUUAUAUGGAGAAUACUAUAUUGUUAUUUUAACACUUUGUAUAUAAAAGAGAGAUGGUAUUUUUAUUUUUUUUUUAAAUUAAAAACGGGCCGUUUUUAAAUGUAACGAAUAAAAAAAUCUGUUAUGU